This is a messenger RNA of Podarcis lilfordi (Lilford's wall lizard), 13226 nucleotides long. NCBI's taxonomy places the organism in Eukaryota, Metazoa, Chordata, Lepidosauria, Squamata, Lacertidae. The record is from the annotation of a GenBank genome assembly.
AUGGCCCACCUGAGGGAAUUUGCCAACCAGGUAAGUGAGAACUGGAGGCUCUUUUUGAAUAAACUUAGGGCUUGUCUACACUCCCACUUGAUCAGUGCCUAGAAUGCAUGGGUCCAAGUAAUUUCCGCCUGUCUCUUCCUUUUUAGGCACGGGUGCAAGAGGUUUUGCCUUUGCCCCACCAUUUGUUUCUGGAAAACCCACAAUUUAGCACUAAAUCAGAACAAAUGGCAAUCCACAGAAAACCCAAUUGCCAUUUGUUCUGAUUCAGUGCUAAAAUGCCGGUUUUCCCAGAGGAAAGCCGUAGGGCAAACGGAAGUGUGGAUGAACCCUAAAUUAAACUAAAGCAAUACUCCCCAUGAAAAAGCUACCAUACUAUAUGAGAAAUUGACUAAAGGGAAGGCAUCUAAGGUCACUGUAGUGUUGAAUGAUUUGUCAGUUUUACUGAUAUCAAAAUGAAUCAAUAGAAAGGCAAUGCCUCCAAAUGAUACUGUGAAUUUUAUUUUCUGAACAGUUUUCCAUGUAGCCAAAAGGAUAUGUUAAGGUUAUUACUGUAUACUGUUUUGAAAAAAACAAAAUAACAGUACCACUUUCAGACGUUGCCUCUUUUUUGCUAUUUGGUGCAGCAGCACAAUUUGCUGAUUGUGCCCAAGUGUAGAAUUUAGUAUAAGGCACCACACUUAGUAUUCUUAAAAUCUUCGCUUCUGUUGCAUAUCUGGUCUUUCUGGCUUGGUAGCCCUGGAAAUCUUUUGAAGCUGAAGGAAGGGAACAGGAUUUUUCUUGACUUCUCCCUAUGAUUACAUCACCUAACUUCAGGAUCUGGUGAAACAUAUUCUGCCUUCCUCUGCACCAGAGUGGAGGGCAGGCCAAACACAGAUAGCAGGAUUAUGGAGCCAGUACCAAGAUCCUUCUGCUCAGCUGCAUCUAGGAGGAGUUAGUGGUGUGAAUGGAGUGAAUGGUUGUAGCUGCUGAGAGAGAGAAGGAGAGAGGAAUAGAAGGCAAGAGUGGUGGAAAGGCCUGGAGACAAAAGGUGACAGAACAAACCCAGCAAAGAAGAGGGUGGGGAGGAGGGGCUUGGAGCAGUAACCCAACUCAGGAAAAGCAGGCAGAUGAGCCAAACCUAGAGUAGAAAGAGAGUUGAUGGAGAUUAAAGGGCCUGACUGAGAGGCUAGGCUUGGAAAGAGGAAUUGCCCUUGAGACUGUAUAAGGCAGCGCUCUGUGCUCCUAAACAUUUGCAUAAUGACUUGUUCUCUUGAAGCACAUUUGGUCAUUUUUAAAAUGGAACAUAUUGUUCUACCUGGGUCCAUUGUUUGUUACAGUGGUAUCUUGGUUGAAGAACAGCUUAGUUUAUGAACAACUUGGAUUAAGAACACUGCAAACCCGGAAGUAGGUGUUUUGGUUUGUGAACUUUGCCUUGGAAUAAGAAGAUGUUUCGCUUCCUGUUGAGUGUGUUCCAUUUGUAAAUUGAGUCCCUUGCUCCUAUGGGAAAGCACACUUUGGUUUAAGAACAGACUUCUGGAACGGAUUAAGUUCGUAAACCAAGGUACCACUGUACAUGGCAACGAUGAGAGGUCAGUAGCCAAGGAGUAUAUUUGAGGGAAAGCAGCUGAGCAGGGUCAAGACCUGACAGACAGGCAAGAAGGACCAUUGAGGUCACUACUGAAGGCAUAAUUUUUCAAGGUUCUUGUUUCUAUUAUUCUGUGAUCAGGAUACAUUCUUUGGGUGAUUUAUCAAAUUUGUUGGCUUGGCUGCAUCGUGCUGCAUCCUCAUAAGUGACCUAUUUGAUGAGUCUUUAUUUGCCUGUUGUUUUUCAUAACAGAUCAUAACAGUUUCCUAGGAUUCCUUCUCUGACGUCUUUUCUCUAGCUCAUGAGAUGUUGGCUUACUUCAGCCUUCCCCAAGCUGGUGCUCUGCAGAUGUUUUGUACUACAACUGCCAUCAAUCCCAGCCUGACCAGUUGUAGUCCAAGAUAACUGGAAGGUUGAGGAAGUAUGGUUUAUUUCCUCUCAGUCUCUUGUGCUCUAGCUCUCUCCUGCCCCCCUGUUGCUCACAUUUCACUUCACUAAAUUGCCAGCAGGCAUUCUUUCAGAGGCCUGUGCUGUUUGGGUGUUGCUAUGGAGACAGGAGGAUGUUUGGUUGCCCUCUUCUGUUCUGUUGACUGAGAACCCUAUUAGAGUGGGGCUGAACUCAAAGCAUGAGGCCUGCUCAUACUUUGAGCGGGUAACUGCCGUCCUUGAGUAGGAGAGGUUGUUUAUCUACCCGGUCCAAAGGUUUCUUAAUGGCAUCUUAUCAGUUUAAUUACUAAAGAUAAGAGGCUGUUGCCUUUGCCUCAGAUUGAAAUCUUGGGAAGAAGGGGAACUGAAACAGGUGUGGUCCUUUUCGAUGACAGAUUUAUAAGCGAGUGUACUAUUUCUUCCUUAAGCAGCGCAUGCGCGCACACACACACACACACACACAGUGUGGAAAAUCCAUUAACAGGGACAGCUUGUAAUCCGUGCUUCAAAAAGCAAUUCUGCACUGAAAAAAAGUUACACCUGUAUAAGCUAGUUUUCAUCUUUGGCGUAAUUACAUUAUUUUUCCCCGUCAAAGGUACUCCUAAGCACCGUUUACUAGAGCUUAUCUUGGUUAUAGGGCAGAGAAGAUAGGUGCUGGGGUGGGCAUGACAUUAAAGCCUCUCCCCAACUUUUCUAGUAUUCUUGUGGUGUCUGAGGCAAACCCUGGAGAAAUAGCAACCCUUCUUAACUGUCAUUGUGGGGUGAGGCUUCUCCGAUUGAUUGUGGCUCACUCUCAUUGCCUUUGUGAUGGGGCAGCUUUGUGUAUAUGUUUUGGAAAUGAAAUCCUCUUACCAACUUUCUGGUAUCUCUGCUGCUGUCAUCCCAUAUCAGGUAACCCUAACAAAUUUAUGAUGGUAUAAGCUUUUGUGGGCUGGAGUCCACUUCAUCAGAUCACUUCCACACUUAUGCCAUAAGAAAUUUAUGAGACAUUUAGGUUGUGCAGAACUUGUGUUCUUUUUGCUAUAGCAGGCUAACACAGCUACCCCUCUAGAUGUUAUGAAUGCUAAGUUAUUUUUAGCUCUUCUGUUUAGUGUUUUCUAACCCUAACAGGAACCAUGGUAAUGUGGUUCAGUGUUAUCUCCACAUUGCAGAGAGAUACUAGCUUGCUUAAGGUUACCUAGCUGAGUGUGUGGAUUAGGCAGUAUUUGAAGCAGGCUCUUCCUGGUUCAUGAUUCAUUCUUGGAUCCCUUUGACGCACUAGAUACAGAUGGACAGGCAUACUCAGUAAUAGUUUGAUAGCGCUGGAUUGUAUAUCUAAAUGACUGUCUAGUUUCCAGUACCUGUCUUUGACAUUUCAGAUGCUGGAAGCUGACUGUAUUUCAGUGGUUGCAAAAGCUUCAGGUCACUUUAAGGCUCAGGUUCAUAGUGCAAGAAUGAUAUAAAUAUGUGUGUGGUGGGGGGUGAGGCCUACUAAAUUCCUAAAGUCUUGUUGGUACCACAGUGGAAACCCAUCAGAUUUCAGCAGAUCUUAAUUAUAUUCCAGUUCAAUUCUGAUAUAGGUGGAAUUGCAAAUUUGCUACUGAAUUCUGGGCUUUUCCAGAAUCCUAACAUCCCUACUAAAUACUUUUUUCCGCUCAGAAAGUCAGAAUUCAGACAGGUUGGAGGUAUACUGAACAUGGGACCAACUUGCUGCACAUACACAGAGGUGCAGAUGAUAAGCCUUUAGGGUACUUCUAUCAUGAAUAACCCUUGUGUCAUGCUGGGAAAGGCAUGGCUUUGGUGUUGGCCUGUCAGGUACACUAGGGCAGCAGUUCUAAGCAAGUCCACUAGGAGCAACUUCUAAUGAACUCACUAGGACUUUUUUCAUGAUGGAAUGAGUUUAAGAAUGAAGAAAAACCCUGCUCAGUCAGAUUAAACAACCAGACCACCGAGCCUGGAAUCCUAUACAAGAAGUGGUCAAGCAGCAGCUUUCAGGAAGCCCACAAGCAAGUGCUGAAGGGACUAUCCAUAUUCUGUUGUCACCACUUCCUAGUAACUGGCAUUGGGAGACACAUUGCCCCAUGAACAUGAAGGUUCUGUCCAGCUAUUACUUUAGUUCAUAGUUUUAUCCUCCAUUAACUAAUCUACUCUUUUAAAGCCAUCAGAGCUAGUGGCGAUCACAAAGCCUUGUGUUAGUGAAUGCCAUAAGUUAACGAUGUAUUGUGUGAGGAAGUUAUCUGUUUUCACUGUCGUAAAUGUUUCUACAGUAACUUUUAUUUUAUUUGGUGAUCCUCAGUUGUCCUAAUAUGGCAAAAAGAGCGAAAUUUAUCUAUCUCCACAUCAUACAUACAGUUUUGGGCUGAGCUCCUGUUGACUUUAUAAUGAGAAGUGAGCCUUAUGCUAGAUGAUAGAAUGGCUCUAACUGAUGAAUCAUUAAAUCCCUGCUAUUUAUGAUGAUAGUUUAUGAAUUACCCACCUUUAACCCUAAGGUCCCAGGGCAGGUUAAUAUAAAGUGCUACAGAUUAUUUUUUUGACUAGCUCUCUCUUCUUCUCUUCACCCAUCACCCCAUUUAUUCCUACUGACUCAGCACUCUCGGGUUGAUCCAGAGGAACUGUUCACAAAGCUGGAGAGGAUCGGUAAAGGCUCAUUUGGGGAAGUGUACAAAGGAAUUGACAACCGUACCAAGGAAGUGGUAGCUAUCAAGAUAAUUGACCUAGAGGAGGCAGAGGAUGAGAUUGAAGACAUCCAGCAGGAGAUAACGGUGCUCAGUCAGUGUGACAGUCCCUACAUCACUCGCUAUUACGGUUCCUACUUGAAGGUAACUGAAGCUACCAGGGCAAGCUGCAUCACUGUGCUUGUGGGACAGCUACUAGCAAACUAGACUGCAAUUUGUGUACUUAAACAAGGGAAAUGGGUUUAGUUCACCCACUGAAUCCAUUUCUCUCCCCCCCCCCGCCCCCCACCAUAAAGUGUUCUCAGUGAGUCUUGUGGCUGGGACAUUAGUGUGGCAGUGGGUGUGGAGGAGUGAACAUGGUAAGAGGACUUCAUUUUUGGAGGCUUCUCUCCUUGGUGCAAUCAGAAAUGUUUAACUAAAAAUUCUUACAACUGGCAUGUAUUUAGUGACUUAGAAAUUUGACUAAUCUAAGUAAAAUUCAAACUGCAAGAAUUAAAGAGAAAACCCCUUCCCUGCUUAUGAGUUGCAGACUCUUUACUAGUGUUGUCAUGAGUUUGAGGAUGCCAGAGUGUCAUGAUAAUCAGCUAUUAGCAAGAUAAAGAAGCAAACUACAACACUGGGCAAUCUCAAUACUUGCUAGUUUUGCAGUUGGGACAUAAGUGUCCUACUGGAUCAGACCAAUGGCCCAUCAAGUCCAGCAUUCUGUUCUCACAAUGCCAGCCAGAUUUUUAUGGGAACCCUGCAAGCAGGACACAAGUGUAAUAGCACUCUCCUGUUCCCGAGCAACUGGUUCUGAGGCAUACUUUCUCUGAUACUGGAGGGUAGAAUAUAUCUGUCAUGACUAGUUGUCAUUGAUCACAUUUGAAUUCUUUCCCACUCAACUUUUUACAACACGUAAGUAGUAGUGUAAUGGAGAAAGCUGGGCCAGAACCAUUCACCCUGACCUGCCACUCUUCUCAGGGUAUUAUUAUUUAUUAUUAUUAUUAUUAAUAAUAAUUAUUAUAUAGAAAAGGAUUUAGAGGUGUCCUUUCACCACAACAAUCUACAGGCUGAAAUGGAACAGUCCACCAAAAGCUAUAGCUUCUGAUUACUCAUGUAAUUCAACUCUGAGAAUAACAAAAAAUAUCAUUAGAUAUGUCUAGAUAAUGUGGGCUAUGAUGCUACCGAGCACUUCAGGUCUCAUUGUGACAUGCGAGAACUGAAUGAGGAAUACAGGGCUGAUGUGUUUCUUCCGCUGUUUUUAAGGCAAAACCCAGAGUGGCCUUAAUAUUGAAAUGACUGUCACUGCUUUCACACAACACCUUGUCUAAUUUACAGGGCACCAAGCUUUGGAUAAUCAUGGAGUACUUGGGAGGUGGCUCAGCACUGGAUCUAGUGAGUACCUUUUUGUCAUUCAGUUCAGAUACCUUAACAAGAUUCAGCCUGGAACAUCGAAUUAAAAGUAAUUCCACAUUGGUUUCAUGAAGUACCAUUUCAAAUCCACAUUCAGAACUGCCACACCCGGUAGACUCCCCAUUGCAUUCAAAAAAAUACAUUUGUGCCAAGUGGUUAUGAAUGAACAGCUCAAUACUUAAUCAGUAAUCAGAGCCCACCUUGGAGGUGCUGUCUGAUCCUGCUUUAGUUCAUGUACAAGUUCAUGUGUGCAUAACUGCAUUCUUCUUUUCUCUCUUUUUCUCUGAUCUCCAUGCAAAUGGUUGUUCAUCUGAGUUAAAGUUUGUUACGCAUGGAAGACUGAGGGACUUCGGUUUGAAUGUAUUAAAUGUACCUCACUCCUUAACCGUCAUUCUACACUUCUCCUGUAGCUCAAGCCUGGACCUUUGGAGGAGACCUACAUUGCCACCAUUCUCCGAGAAAUUCUAAAGGGUUUGGACUAUCUUCACUCUGAGAGGAAAAUCCACAGAGACAUCAAAGGUCAGGCUUGCAAAAUAUGCGUCUUUGGUUUUUUUCCUAUCAGUUCUCUUAUGAGGCAAUUGAAACCACACAUACUUGCUUUCACCGACAAUCUCAGGUAUCUAUGUUAGAAUUUACCCCCCCCCAUUUGCAUUUCUGUGAUCAUUCCUUAAAUCAAUAAGUAUGAAUUCUGGCAGUAAUUUGUGCACUUAUCAGAAUAGUCUGAAGACUAUCGGGACCACUAAGGCGGAUUUAGUUCUAUAGCCAGGCCUGAACUCAGACUGAGAAGGGUCUCAGGUGCAGAACAGAUGAUGGGAAUUACACUUCCGUAUGCAGAGGGCUACAGGUUCCCCACCUAUGGUCUAGAUAGUAGGUAUCCUCCAGGACUGCCUGCAGCUGCUCUGCCACUACUUUCUCCAGUAGCUUGGCUAUAAAGGGUGGACUUCUUGAGGAGUGGCUGUACCAUUAAGAUAUAGAAAAGGGACGUAAAGCAGGAGAGUGGGCUAAGAAUUGAGAACAAGGUAGGGGUUAAACAAGCUUUGGUAGUUCAUACAGGGUGAGAAUAUAACCCUUUUGCCCUAUUUGCAAAGCCAUAAGGGAUUGGGCUUAGCAGUAGCAGGGAAGAUCGAGCCAGUUUUCGGGAUGUUCUGCCUUCCUUUGUGCAGUUGCUAAGGCACCGUUACUAUCUUCCCCUGUACUAAACCAGGAAUUAACACAAAACAUGUUUGCCGGGGCUUCAGAAAGGCAUCAUUUCUUACUGCAAGAUAAUUUAUUGUAUUCCCCUUUGAUUCAGCUGCCUUUAUUAUUAUUUUUUUCUAUGAACAGCUGCUAACGUGCUACUUUCAGAGCAAGGCGAUGUGAAACUAGCUGACUUUGGAGUGGCUGGCCAACUAACAGAUACCCAAAUCAAGAGGAAUACCUUUGUUGGGACUCCUUUUUGGAUGGCACCUGAAGUCAUCAAGCAGUCAGCCUAUGACUUCAAGGUGAGCUGAGAGGAGCAGGUGAAAGCCUACUAGAACCCUAGCUCAUCAUUUCGAAUGCAUGUUAAUUUGCCUUAUCCUGUGUUCUGCCUACGUUAGAAAGAAAGGUGCAUAUAGGUGGGUAAAGUUUGCAUGUGCUUCUGAGUCUUGCUGUACACAUCAUUGGCCACUUAGUGCCCCCUUCAGUUUUCUAGUGAAGGAUAUGCUUUUUAGGGGUGCAUGUAAGUUUAUGCACACAUCUGCACAACUUUAAAGAAAUCUGUUCAAUGGGUUCUCCUAACCUUCUGUAUUAGAUUUGGGGAGGGCACUGGGUGCACGUGGGGGGAGGAGAGGUGGGAAAGUGCUGUCGUGCAAUCAGGAAUCCUUGCGCUAAGAGAAUGUGUUAGUUGGAGCCCAUCCUAAAAGUCCAAUUCAUGAUUAGAAAUGCACCCUGCUUUGACAGUGAAAAAUACCCAGAACUAUGGUGCAAUCCAUCAGGUUUAAAGCUGUAUUUAAACAGUCAGUAAUAUGUAUUUCUUUAAGACUUCGUACCUGCCUUUCACCACAAGAUCCCAGGACAGGUUACAACAAUAUAAUACACAGUGACAAAGAAACAAAGAAACUGUUUUGCUUCAACUGGUAUUAUCAUAAUUCCCUACAUAAACAUAAUUUAUAUAAUUUAAAUGCUUGCUAUUCACAAGCUGUGAUCAGAGGUUAACUGCACACCCUGUAAAGGCAGCCACCUUUGUAUUAGAAAAUGAAGAGCACAAAAAACUUCUUGCACUUUACAAGAUUUCAAAUCUAAGAGAUAGUUAGCUUAAUUAUAGGACUGCUUAAUAAAAGAUAAAAAAAAAUAUUUUAAAUACAUGUUUAAUUUCCAUGUCUUAUUGCUGUCCAACCUACAGCAGUCUGACCUUCUGGAUUAUCUUGUAAAUCGUCGGCUUAGUAAACAUGUUUUGCUCAGACACACCUAUUCAAGAACUUCUAAAUCUGUGUCAACCAGAAAUAACUUUACCUUAGAUGCCGUUUCAUUUUAGACAUAUGGAUCAAGGAGACGCCCACAUGAUAAGCACACAAGUUGUCACUCACUCAAUCACAUACAGAAGUCGGGUAAUUAUGGGAGAAAAGUGAAUGAUUUGAGUCUCUGGAGGAGUCCCCUUUUCCUGUGAAUCAGCAUCAGAGCUCAAGUCAAUGAGUGUUGGCUUCUCUGUGCCAUGGUAACACUGAGUGUUCAGAGAUCGUUCUCAUUUUUCUUCCAGGCAGAUAUUUGGUCCCUUGGAAUUACUGCUAUUGAACUGGCAAAGGGAGAGCCUCCAAACUCUGACCUGCAUCCUAUGAGAGUUCUCUUCCUGAUUCCCAAGAAUAACCCCCCGACGCUGGAGGGACACCACAGUAAGCCCUUUAAGGAAUUUGUGGAAGCCUGCCUUAACAAGGACCCCAGAUUUGUAAGUGUUGCUCCAGCCUCUUCUCAUAAGCAGAGCCUGAGUAUCAGGUCAGAAAACCUGGCAGCUGCUAGGUAGCAGAGCUCUGAAAUGCUUGUCCUUGGAAAUGAGCCCACCCAUAGGAAUGUGCAGAGUAGGCCUUAGUCCUGUUCAAAUUUAAAAGACUCCUUGGAAAGUGGCAGUGGUAGCUGUCCACCUUUAUGGUCUGGUCCCUGCCAGCUAAAACACCUUGUCUCUUGUAUUUGUGCAGAGACCCACUGCAAAGGAAUUGCUAAAGCACAAGUUUAUCACACGUUACACCAAGAAAACAUCAUUUCUCAUGGAGCUCAUUGACCGGUACAAACGCUGGAAGUCAGAGGGGCAUGGUGAGGAUUCAAGCUCAGAUGACUCUGACAUGUAUGUAUGUUUCCAUUUUAUUUUAAAAACAUUUAUAACCUGCUUAAUAUUUUUUGAACCUCUGAGACAUUUGUCCUACUUUGAAAAUCUUUCAUUUCUUCCCCUUUCUCUGCACCCGAAUAAUCAGGGUGUGAUUGCUCAGUUGUCACUGAGAAAAGUUUCUGCAGAUUUUGUAUUUGUACCGAUAAAGCCUGUAAGGUGGACCAGUAAGAUUUUAUGUAGCUUGUUGAGAAGUACAGACGGGCACAAAAAGCAACGUACGAUUUGUCAUGCUGGCUGCUUCCAGUCUUUAAAUAAUUGCAUGGUGACAUGGAAUAUAUGAAUACCCAGUUCUGGGCUAUGAGUUUGGUAUCUAUUGGUACCAAGUACAUUCUAGCCCCUUGAUAAUGGUUGGAAAAUGCAAACACUGAGUUUGCGUUUAAGUAAGAUUAAGCUGGAAAAGCCUGCCGUUGGGGAAGCCCUGCCCCUGCAAAUCUUGGCACUCCUCGACCCAGUGUUCUUUGAAUGAAAUGCACUCUCACCCCGCUUGUUUCUAGUGAUGGAGAUGCAGAUGAAAGAGAUCAAGGGCCAAUCUGGACUUUCCCACCAACCAUUCGUCCCAAUUCCUUGAACAAGCUGCACAAAGGGAUGUCUCAUCAUGGGUCCCAAAAGGUCAGUGUGGUGUCCAUUACCGCUGGGGAGCAGAGCCCUGAGCCAGCAGUGGUCACUCUGAGGGACCGAGCAGCCAUUGUGCGGGAAUUGUAGUGUUUCUCCCAUUAACCCUGAUACUGUCAGAGCAGAACAUAUCUUGCUUUAGAUUUUGGAGUCUGCCUGUUCUGCUCUGGUUUUUUGUUAACUUAUGGAAGAUUCCAUUUAAUGCAGUGGAGCUAGAAUGGAGGUGAGGUUUGGGAAACUUUUUGGACUGGUGGACCAGAUCAUUAUCUGUCCCCACCCGAUUGACAGAUGAGUUGUCCCUCCUACCUAUCCAAGUUCCUUGUGCAGUGCUUCCUAACCACCCAGUAACCAGCUGGUUUCUAGGUGCUUGGGAACUGUAACGCACAAAGCUUUGCCAGCUGCCAAGUGCCAAGUAUAGGGAAAUUGCGAGAAAUAUGGUUGGCAAAGCUGCUUUCUGUAGAGAUUGGCUGUGUGAUUGAGUUCCCCACCCAAGCUGUGCCUCUACCUGCCCCACACCUGAAGUCACAUCUGAUGUCAGGCAUGGGGCAGCUGGGCAUGGUUUGAGGAAAAUGGCAUUGUUAAGACACAUUGGGACCUGUAGCAGGCCAAAUUUGGCCCAUCCCUGAUAAAGGAAGUUUGCUACAAAUAGUAAACCUGCUGUUAGUUGCUGCUGCAAAAUGGUGUAACACCAUACUCUUUGAAUACAGGUUGCUACUCCUGCCUGUGCCAUUUAUCUGCCUUAGGCUUCUCCUAGGGUCCAUGUAGGAGCUGCAGCACAAACUGGAAGAUUCUUAACGGAUGCUAUAUCUACUUUGUUUUUUACUGCUCCUGCUCGUGACGGUAGAUUUAUGUCGCUUGUCAAAGCAAAGCAUUUUCAUAGACAGGUUGAAAGAACUGUUCAGAGUCAUAUUCAAUAGCAUCCUUCUUCUCCCUCCUCCUGUUAGCCUGCUGAGCCUAUCAAGCGGCAACCACGGUCUCAGUGUCUCUCUACUCUUGUACGUCCUGUCUUCGGAGAGGUGAGGUGGCAGGGUCUGAAUUUCCCCCAAUUAUUAUCUGUCACAUAUGAAGUGUUUCUCUGAGGAUGUUGGGUUAGAAUAAUGAGUAGGAGCUGACAACCAAGUGAUGGUAAGAAAUGAGACCUUUCACACUUGUAUGGUGAUUAUUAGAAUUACCGGUAAUCUUUUGCCCUGUUCUGCAUCCUUAUGAUGUGGGAGGCAGCUUGAACUCUGCAAAAGAGGUUGAUCCCUGGAUUAUGAGCCAGGAUCUGUGAGGACAGCUCAAAGCCACUUAAUUUGCACAGCUGAUGAAGGGGAGAGUUAUUGAACCAGACACAUGUUAGGUAGUAUAAGAGAACAAUAUAUGGUACAGUGAGUAGGGAUCAGAUAGGAAGUAAUAUGUACACAGGGCCAGAGUACUCUAAAGAAGGACACGACUGCAAAACAUGCACACCUUGCUAUAUCCACAAUGGAUAGAGUUGUCCUCUGGCUUUCUGGUCUAAAUUUGGUAAAAUUGGGUCAGCAAUUAUGUAGCUGCAUGUAUUAAGAAAGCAAUGUGUUGUUUAGCUGGAGUUGCAAGCUUCCCAGGGACACUGGGCAUCACAUAGUGAGUGAAGCAACUGGGUGCAGUAUAGUGCUGGGUGGUUGAUUGCAUACUCUUGCCAACAGCCACAAGGCUGUUGGGGAGAUUUAGUUCCAUAUAUAUGGCUUUAGGAACAGGGUGCAAGUUUCCUGAUAUCUAGUGUGCUUAGUUAUUACAGCAGUGGCCCGCUCCAGUGAGCCUCGUCCAGCUCCGAAUCAUUAUGUGUCACUUGAGUUUGUCACUUACUGUAGCUUUAGCAAUUUUUACAGCUAGGCAACAUUGCUGUUGCUGCAGCUGAUUAAUUCUGUAUUCUGCUUGUUCAAGGUACUGUUUAAAUUUGGCACCAUUAGCAGCCAUCAGCAAUAGCAUGUUAAUUGAAACUGUCUUAGGCAUCAAUAGAGACCUUUCUGAGUUUCCCUCCUACAGGAGCUAAGUUGCAACUUUGUGUGUCCACUCAGCCUUGUCUAAAAGAUUUCUGUGAUGGGUGGUUGUAUGUGUUUUGGGGAAUCAGACCUAUGCUCCGAUAGGGGAAAGGCUGUUUGUGUGAGAUGUUAUUCCUGUUUAUUCCCCAUUUCUGCCUCAGGCCCCUCCCACCUAUGGAAUGCAGCCUCCAAAGUUUGAAUUCAGCCCUUGGCAUGAAAGAGGUUCUCCACCCCUGUACUACUACGGCCUUCAGGGCUGUGGAACUGGCCCAUAUUCUAGAGAUGCCUAUUGUACUUCUUUAUACAGCAAAUGUUUUCGCCUCCCAUGAAAAUUGGCAUUAAGGAUUUUGUGCUGCUACUUAGAGCUUUCUAAUGUCUUGGCAGCUCAAAGACAAGCACAAGCACACUGGAGGCAACGUGGGAGCCAUGGAGGAACUGGAGAAUGCCUUUAGCUUAGCUGAGGAGUCUUGUCCAGGAAUCUCUGACAAACUAAUUGCACACAUGGUAGAGCGAGUGCAAAGGUAAAAGUUCUGAGUGUUGUUAAUGUGACUAUUUUUGGUGAGGAUAUGGGCUAGAAUGAGUAAGAGAAGCCAAUCCUACACCUUGCCCCUGUACACCUUUCUCUAGUGCUGCUGUUCUUAGUUUGGGCCCAAGAUACAGCUGUUUGCUUAGGACCACAUACUCUGCCCUAGGCAACUGUCUAGCAUUCUGGUGCUUUGAUUGGUGGUUGUGUGGAAUGAUGAUUAUUAACAAUUGUAUUUUGCUACUGUCCUUCACCAUAAGGUCCCAGGGUAGGUUACAUCUACAGAAACAUAAUACAGCCAACGACUGAUUUACAUGCAUCCAAUUGAUGUGUGUAAGACAGCGACCCAGAAGUGACUGGAAAAAGGGCCGGGCUUAUGCAUGCUCCACCAUCGCAUGCCAUGACCUGGAACACAACCCCCACGCAAAUUGAGGGUUGCCUGUACAAUGAAAACUUAACCCUCAAAAUACAGUUAUUCUGGGCCUAUUAAUUUGUUAGCACGUGGCCUGGGGCAAACAUCUGCAUCACCUGCCUGUUAAAUUAGGACAGAUGAGUUUUUGACAGGGUUGCUAUUCCUUGUUUAUGCUUGAAUUUGAAGAAAGUUGGUGUGAGGCUGACAGCAAAAAUUUACUAUGAAUAAGCCUGAUGCAUAUCCGUUGUUCGUUCUCUCUCCCUCAGGUUCUCACACAGCAGGAACCACCUGACUUCAGCACGCUGA